Sinocyclocheilus anshuiensis is the source of this 2373-nucleotide messenger RNA. Its product is annotated as WD repeat domain phosphoinositide-interacting protein 3-like. The coding region runs from base 171 to 1205 and encodes 344 amino acids. The record is from RefSeq and is a predicted model, not a curated record. The transcript has 10 exons. NCBI's taxonomy places the organism in Eukaryota, Metazoa, Chordata, Actinopteri, Cypriniformes, Cyprinidae. Gene Ontology annotation, molecular function: protein binding.
GCGCGCUGCCAGCGUUACUUCCUUCCUGAAUCCUGGUUUAGACAGUCAUGCUGUUACAGCCCAUGUAGCGUUAGCGUUAGCCUGCCAGCUCGAGCCUUCUGACAGGAAUGCUAGCCUUUAGUUAGGCUAACAGUCUUUUCAUUUACAUUAGCCAAAUAACGCCAAGCACUAUGGAUUUAUUAGCAUCAAAUCCGCACGGUAAUGGAUUACUUUAUGCUGGAUUCAACCAGGAUCACGGAUGUUUUGCGUGUGGAAUGGAAAAUGGAUUCAGGGUUUAUAACACAGACCCUCUUAAAGAAAAGGAAAAGCAAGAGUUUCUUGAGGGAGGAGUUGGUCAUGUGGAGAUGCUUUUUCGAUGCAAUUAUCUUGCGCUUGUUGGAGGAGGGAAAAAACCAAAGUACCCUCCCAAUAAAGUGAUGAUUUGGGAUGACCUCAAGAAAAAGACUGUGAUCGAGAUUGAGUUUUCCACGGAGGUCAAAGCUGUUAAGCUUCGCCGUGACAGAAUUGUGGUGGUCCUGGAUUCCAUGAUUAAAGUCUUCACGUUUACUCACAAUCCUCAUCAGCUGCAUGUCUUUGAAACCUGCUAUAACCCUAAAGGUUUGUGUGUCUUGUGCCCAAACAGCAACAAUUCCCUGCUAGCGUUCCCAGCCACUCACUCCGGACACGUUCAGAUCGUAGAUCUGGCCAACACGGAGAAGCCGCCGGUGGAUAUUCCUGCGCACGAAGGAGCUCUGUGCUGCAUCGCGCUCAACCUGCAGGGCACACGGAUAGCCACGGCAUCAGAAAAAGGGACCCUGAUCAGAAUAUUUGACACCUCAGCAGGUCAUCUUAUUCAGGAGCUCAGAAGAGGAUCGCAAACUGCCAAUAUAUACUGCAUCAAUUUCAACCAGGAUGCCUCUCUUAUCUGCGUCUCGAGUGACCACGGCACAGUCCACAUAUUUGCUGCAGAGGAUCCCAAAAGGAACAAGCAGUCCAGCUUGGCGUCGGCCAGUUUUCUCCCCAAGUAUUUCAGCUCCAAAUGGAGUUUCUCCAAGUUCCAGGUCCAGUCCGGUUCCCCCUGCGUCUGUGCCUUUGGAACAGAACCCAACGCUGUCAUAGCUAUUUGUGCUGAUGGCAGCUACUACAAGUUUCUCUUCAACCAAAAAGGGGAGUGUUCGAGGGAUGUUUACUCUCAGUUCCUGGAAAUGACUGACGAGAAGAUCUGAGCGUAGACACUACUUCACUUUCUUUCCUGACAUCUCCAAAGGACUCGAGUGGCGUUUUGGAGAUGAGCGUGACACAGACAUGGAGGAGAGACCAAAAGAACCUCUAAAUGCUCUCCAGACUCAAACAGGAGAGACCUUCCUUUCAACAAGCCGAGAGAUGACUGAAAAACUGUGACCGCAGAAAACACAUUCUGUGGAGCGACGAGAGGGAAACCUUUUUUUUUUUUUUUUUUUUUUGAAAGGACGACAUUUUUUAAAAUGGUCUUCCAUGGAUUUUUUUAGCUUUGGAUGUCCUUGGCCAGAUAGCGAGAGCGAUUCUCUUUGUCCACUAACAAAGCCGAGUCUAGGGUAAGGAGCGCCUCUGUGAUUGAGAGCAGCGGUGGGUGUAAACAUGUACAUCACUCACACUAUGUAUUUGAAAACUCUUCGUUAGGGUUAGCAUUGUUUUUCUUGCUGUAUGAAAGCAGGAUACCGGGUGAAAAUGAUGUAACUACAUACUAUUUAGACUAGUAUAACAAAACAGACGUUUUAUGGUGUAAAGGUGCGCUCCUCAUUUCAUGUAACACUUUAUCUUUUUGUUGGCUUUAAGAAAAUCCAAUGAAUAUAAUCAGUGCUUUGUAGAAGUUUUACUUCAGUCACUGUACUAUCACACGAGACGUGACGCACAUACACAGCAUAUUAAGGGAGGAACGAGGAAUCGUGUCGUCAUAUUUAGUCUCUUUAUACUCUUAAUGGAUUAAAAUAAAAUGAUCAGCUCUAAAGUCCUGUUUUCUUCUCACAUUGAUACUUUACAAGAGGUUAAUUGUAAGGUAGAUUGUACACUAUUUAAACCUGGUUGCAUCGAACCGCAUCUUUUUGUUUAUUAGCUGUAGAAUUAGCACUUGAUGUAGUUUUGCAGUAUCUUUCUCUUUUACAGACUAAUGCGCUCAAAUUCUGGCAAAGUGCCCAGUCUUGCACCUGAAGAACAGUGUUUUUAAGUUUUUGUCUAAAUUCUUUUAACCGUUCUUUGAAAUGUAUCUAUAAGCUAUUUUGUUACUCAUUUGAUGCUUUUGUCAUUGAUAACGUGCAAGUGAUGCGUAUAAUUUCAUGAAGAUGAUGAUGAUGCCCACAGUUCAGUAUCAUAUGACAAAUUAAAGAUGUUUGUAAACUCAAGAAUGGCUCCAGGUCC